UACUCAUGGGUCUCCUCACUAGGAAUGACCCAUGAAAGCUAAUUUCUCUCUAACUUUAUCGCGUUCCCAUGUCUUAGCUAACCACAACCCUGCUUUUCUGUAUUCCAUUGCCCCUUUCUUCUCUAUAUAAGUCCUUCUCUUCUGGUUUGUUUUUUCAUCCCAACUCUUACUUCAUAACGGUUGUUAGUGCUUUAAUUUCUUGUCUGCCUUUUCAUUUCCAUGGCUCCCAGCUUGAGCAAAGGUGCUCCGGAUGUAAUGGGGUUGGAGGACGGUCAUUCAUCGUCAUCGAUCACCCUUCAGGGUUCUGAUUUUUUGGCUAAUGGCCACCCAGUCCUCACGGAAGUCCCUUCUAACAUUGUGGUCAUUCCAUCACCCUCUAGUCCUGGAAACAAGGCCAAAACCAUGGUGGGGUGCUUCGUGGGGUUCGAGGCCGGCGAGGCCAAGAGCCGGCAUGUCGUCCCCGUCGGGAAGCUCCAGGAAAUACGGUUCAUGAGCAUAUUCAGAUUCAAGGUGUGGUGGACCACCCACUGGGUAGGAACCCGCGGAGGAGAUGUGGAGCACGAGACCCAGAUGAUGAUUCUGGACAAAUCGGACAUGGGUCGACCCUAUGUUCUCCUCCUCCCACUCAUAGAAGGUCCCUUCAGAGCCUCUCUCCAGCCGGGAGAAGACGACAACGUCGACAUCUGCGUGGAAAGUGGCUCCACCUCCGUGCGCACCUCCGCCUUCCGGAGCUGCCUCUACAUGCACGUAGGAGACAACCCUUAUGAACUAGUGAAGGACGCAAUGAAAGUGGUGAGGGUCCAUCUGGGGACCUUCAAGCUUUUGGAAGAGAAGAGCCCUCCAGGUAUAGUAGACAAAUUUGGCUGGUGUACAUGGGAUGCAUUUUACCUUAAAGUACACCCCAAAGGUGUUUGGGAAGGAGUGAAGGGCCUAGUGGAGGGUGGGUGCCCUCCUGGCAUGGUCCUAAUAGACGACGGAUGGCAGUCCAUCGGUCACGACGAUGAACCCAUCUCCGACCAAGAAGGCAUAAACAGAACCGCCGCGGGUGAGCAAAUGCCAUGUAGGCUCAUAAAAUUUGAGGAAAACUACAAGUUUAGGGAGUAUGAGAGUCCUAGGGUACCCCAGGAGAAGGGUAUGGGGGCAUUUGUUAGGGACCUCAAGGAUGAGUUUAAGAGCGUAGAACAUGUGUAUGUGUGGCAUGCCCUUUGUGGAUAUUGGGGUGGGAUCAGACCCAAUGUCCCAGGCAUGCCCGAGUCUAGGGUCAUCGCUCCUAAGCUGUCACAGGGUUUGCAGAUGACUAUGGAGGAUUUGGCCGUGGACAAGAUCGUCAACAAUGGUGUGGGGCUGGUGCCGCCGGAGUCGGUGGCGGAAAUGUACGACGGCCUCCACUCUCGGCUGCAAUCGGUUGGCGUUGAUGGAGUCAAGGUUGAUGUGAUCCACUUGCUAGAGAUGGUAGCAGAGGAGUAUGGUGGGCGAGUGGAGCUGGCAAAAGCCUAUUACAAGGCACUGACUGCAUCUGUGAGGAAACAUUUCAAAGGGAAUGGUGUAAUUGCUAGCAUGGAGCACUGCAAUGACUUCAUGUUCCUGGGGACUGAGACCAUCUCGCUCGGCCGCGUUGGGGAUGAUUUUUGGUGCACCGACCCGUCCGGAGAUCCGAACGGCACAUUUUGGCUACAAGGGUGUCACAUGGUGCAUUGUGCCUACAACAGCCUGUGGAUGGGCAACUUCAUACACCCCGACUGGGACAUGUUUCAAUCCACCCACCCAUGUGCUGAGUUCCACGCCGCUUCACGGGCUGUCUCCGGGGGACCAAUAUAUGUCAGCGACCACGUCGGGAAACACAACUUCCAGCUCCUGAAAAGCCUCGUCUUGCCCGAUGGGUCGCUUCUGAGGUGCCAACACUACGCCCUUCCCUCAAGAGAUUGCCUGUUCCAGGACCCAUUACAUGAUGGCAAAACCAUGCUCAAGAUUUGGAACCUUAACAAAAACACAGGAGUUUUAGGAGCAUUCAACUGCCAAGGAGGAGGGUGGUGCAGAGAAACACGAAGAAACAAGAGCGCCUCCGAGUACUCCCGCACCGUUUCAUGCUUGGCAAACCCGAGUAAAGACAUAGAGUGGAGCGCCGGGAAGAGUCCCAUCUCCACCAAAGAUGUGGACCUUUUUGCAGUGUACAUGUUUCAGGAGAAGACGAUGAAGCUGUUGAAGCCAUCAGAGAGCCUGGAGAUCUCACUGGAUCCAUUCAAAUUUGAACUCCUCACAGUCUCUCCUGUGAAGGUGUUGCCCAGAAAUAAUAACAAUUCAAUUCAGUUUGCUCCAUUCGGACUGGUGAACAUGCUCAACGGUGGCGGGGCAGUUGAGUGGGUGGAGUUGGAUGAAGAUGAAGACGAAGAUAGGGUGAAAAUUGGAGUGAAGGGAUGUGGAGAAAUGAAGGCAUUUGCAUCUGAAAAACCAACUACAUGUAAGAUCAAUGGAGAGGGUGUGAAGUUCAGUUACGAGGACCAUAUGGUUGGGGUUCAAGUUCCUUGGCCUGGUUCAUCACAAGUGUCAAUUGUAGAGUACUUGUUCUGAAUUCCAUGAAUGGGUGGCAAUAUUCUCAUCCAAAAUUCGUCACCAAUCUGGUUGUGGUUCAUGGGAUUUGUGAUAUUAAUGAAGUUUAUGUAUCUCUUACCAAAUUUUAACCCUCAAUUUAACACUUGUUUGAAUCAA
Vitis riparia (riverbank grape) is the source of this 2706-nucleotide messenger RNA. Its product is annotated as galactinol--sucrose galactosyltransferase-like. Lineage: Eukaryota; Viridiplantae; Streptophyta; Magnoliopsida; Vitales; Vitaceae. Gene Ontology annotation, molecular function: galactinol-sucrose galactosyltransferase activity. The transcript has 4 exons. The coding region runs from base 220 to 2568 and encodes 782 amino acids. The record is from RefSeq and is a predicted model, not a curated record.